Lucilia sericata (common green bottle fly) is the source of this 712-nucleotide messenger RNA. RefSeq lists its product as uncharacterized. Bases 25 to 453 code for a protein of 142 amino acids. The record is from RefSeq and is a predicted model, not a curated record. NCBI's taxonomy places the organism in Eukaryota, Metazoa, Arthropoda, Insecta, Diptera, Calliphoridae. The transcript is spliced from 2 exons.
UAAAAAAAUUACUACAUUUUGAUAAUGAACGAAACAGAAACGUUUAAAUUUAUUGAAGUCGUCCAAGGACACGAAGAACUAUGGAAUAUUAGUUCCUAUACAUAUAAAGAUAUUAUUAACCGGAAGUUAAUAUGGGACGAUAUUAUAAAGAAAUUUUCUACAAGCGGUGAAAAAGCUAAAAACUAUUUUAUACCAAGUCCAUCACCACAAUGUUCAUCGACGCACUUUAGAAACAAAAAAUCGAAAACUGUUGAGGAAAUUUUUGAAAAUGAAAGUAAUAAAUUAUUGUCUUGUUUGGAAUCGUCGGAAUCUAUGGUGCCUAUAUUCCAAAAAUAUAAUUCAGCUGUAGUGGAGUUUAUUGUCGAAACUCUCGUUAAAUUAAAUAAAGAAGAAGCUGAUGCUUGUGAAAAAGAACUUAUGAAAGUGGCAACAAAAUUUAGAUACAAUUAUUAAACAGUUUGCAAAUAUUCAUUUUUGAGUUUAGAUUAUUUUCUUUUAGUCCAUAUUACUCAAAUUUCUUUUUCGAAAUCUAUGUACAUAUAUUAUAAACACCUUCUACAAUCGACAUAUCAUAAUUAGAAAACAUUCUUUAAAACAAGUUCUUUAUUAAUUUAAAUGUCCGGGGAAACAAGUAAUCUUUGAGAUUAUCUCUUAAAUAUUGAACUUCAUGACUUGAAUUAUGCGAUCCUUGACUUUGCGAAAUAUUUUCCCA